Molecule: messenger RNA, 2721 nt
Organism: Danaus chrysippus (African queen)
Lineage: Eukaryota; Metazoa; Arthropoda; Insecta; Lepidoptera; Nymphalidae
Source: the annotation of a GenBank genome assembly
AUGGAAGUUCUUAGGAGUUGUUUGUUGUUGUCAGUAUCAGUGUUAGUGUUCGUGUCAGCACAGUCUCCUCGUUGUCCGCUGACUGCGGACCCUGACCUGUGUGUCGACAAGGGAUCAGCUCUUGACGAAUACUUCUUCGUCAUUAAAGGAAAGACCUGGACUAUUAAAUACGACCUGAAGGAACUCAGCUUCACCUGUCGAGAAGACUUGCAGCUGGAUAGUGAAGGCCUGCCUCGGUUCACGACCCUCACGAUGAUCCCUGUUGUUUCUCUGACGGCCUGUGCACCACCGGCCAUUGGACUCGCAGCCGCGCUUAAGACGCUCAAUGUGACUGUACGCGGGGGACUCGUGCUGGAUACGAUGCCGGCGACACCCACCCUCACCUCCGCCCACCUACAUGGCCUCGAGCUGCGCGCCUUUGAACUAAGCGCACCACCUGCACCCGCCCCGUUCCUUGAACCCGAAGACAAUUUUCUUGAACCGCUAGAAGGUCUUUUAGAUCUGAGGCUUGUCCGUGUAACUCUGACAUUGAGAAACGCACAACGUUUCCCUGUCGGGCUUCGCAAACUUAUAUUAUACCAUGCAAACCUAACCACUCUCCCGGCGGAGGUGUUCGCUCGUCUUCCUGACUUGGUCGAUUUUUUGGUGGUUGACGAAAUGCUUCAGAAGCUGGACGUUAGCAUGGCUCCGGCGCUUCGAAGCGUAUCUGUGGUGGCACCUCUUAAUGGAAUCACUCUUGGCUCGCGCGUAGAUACGGCCACACUAAAAAAGAUACGUAGUGCUGAAAUACGUGGUAACUGUUCGGGGCUUCGUAGCUUAAGUAUUGAGGAACUCAACGUCCCACCGCCAACUGCAUGGCUAGCGGGAUGUGGCGUACGUGAACUACUUCUAAGAACUGUAUCUCCUGGUGCACUGGGUGCCGGUGAGCUGAGAGGGGCUCGUGACCUUCUGCGACUACAGAUACAAGGGUGUGGACUACGAAUAUUACCACCAGAUUGGGUUCCUGACUCGAGUCGCCUGAAAAUACUCGAUCUCUCCGAAAACGAGCUUGAAACAAUUCCAAGUGAAAUUAUCUCCACAUGUCCGCGGUUGUCAGAGAUGAUACUUUCCAAUAAUCUCCUCAAGGCAAGCGUUGUCAAAGCACUGGUAGCAGCACGGCUAACAAAAUUAGUACUGGAUGGCAAUCCACUUGGUGAUUUAUGUAGUGCCGGUGCAGGACUCGUGACAGCCGCUAUGUCGACUUUAUGGGACAGACGGGAGCUCAUAUACUUAUCUCUGCAAAGCACAGGGGUUACUCAUAUAUGUCACGACUGGUGCCGUUUGCCGAAACUCAAACAAAUUAAUUUACGCUACAAUAACAUAUCAAAACUGGAGUUCGAGGAUUUGCAAUGGUUAAGCGCCGUGGUUGUGGAUUUGCGUGGCAACCCAGUGAAGGAUGUGUCAUACUCGCAAGAACAAUAUGAGAAUGUUCUGGUUGCUCCUGUUGCCCGUGACAGUACAUCCGCUGUGAUAAGACUGGAUAGUCACCUACGUUGCGACUGUAAUGAGUACUGGUAUUCCCUGGCACUACGCGCACGACCACAGCACGGACAGGCCUCGGUUCACGCCAUCUGUGAGAACGAGAAAACACUCAUAUCUGUGCCACCAACGGAUUUGCUAUGCGAAGUGCCAGAGCUAUGUCCAGAUCGGUGUAAGUGUAAAGUAGACGGUGAACGAUCGCAUGUAUCGUGUCCGAAUGCUGGAUUGGUAGCAUUACCAACAAUUCCUCUUCUACCACCUCUCUCCUCACUGUCAUUACCAGGAAAUGACAUUACGAUAAUAGACUUCACUAACAUUUCGACCAGCGUUAAAUUACUGAACUUGACUAAUAACCAGAUUAAGCACAUCGACGCUGUGACUGUGGCCACUCUAUUUGCUGAUAACAGAAGGGUAUUACUAGACGGUAAUCCUCUGUCCUGCGAAUGUCGCGAUGUGGCAUUACAACGUGAACUUGCAAGUCGUGCGGAGGCUGGGGAAAUUGGUGACUCUCGGCGACACUGCAGGGACGUUGCUGAAGCUGCUUGUGCCAUGGCACUGUGGGCCCUGCCGGCGUCAAUACUAGUGCUCUCAGCGGCAGUGAUUGCUGCUUGCCUUGUGCGGCCAGCUGCACGUCGCCGUCUGAAGCUAUUCCUAUUUGAGCGUGGGAUGUGCGUACGGUGGGCGCUUGGCGCAGCACCGGAUGCUGUAGCUGAAGCUGCACGUGAAUACGAUGCCUUUGUUUCUUUUUCACAUCACGAUAGUGAGUUCGCAGCUGCAAUAGCGGAGCGGCUGGAACGUGGACCACGCGCACGUCGUUUAUGCCUUCAUGAACGCGACUGGACCCCGGGAGAAUGGAUUCCAGAACAAAUAGCCACAUCUGUGCGGAACAGUCGCCGCACAGUAGCGUUGGUAUCAGAAAGCUUCCUCGCAAGCCAAUGGGCCCGCGCAGAACUAAGGGAGGCAUACACCGCUGCAUUACGCGAGGGUCGCGCCCGUUUACUGGCUGUGUUAUUGCCAGGGAUGGAACCUCCUCGUGCAGCGACUGCACCAGAACUGCGAGCCUACCUCGCUGCCGUAACGUACCUGCGCUGGGAUGAUCCACAUUUCUGGGACAAACUUCUCCUAGCUGUGCCACCCCCACCAAAUCCUUCACCUGCGCCAGCCUCCCCACCCACUCUUAGCUCUCCACCACCUCCGCCUUGA